Lates calcarifer (barramundi perch) is the source of this 2959-nucleotide messenger RNA. RefSeq names its product CTTNBP2 N-terminal like a (gene cttnbp2nla). The transcript is spliced from 7 exons. The record is from RefSeq and is a predicted model, not a curated record. Bases 369 to 2168 code for a protein of 599 amino acids. Lineage: Eukaryota; Metazoa; Chordata; Actinopteri; Centropomidae.
GAAGGACAGUGUGAACACAGAGUAUAAGUCACGUUUUGUCAUUUCCUCCGGUAGAAUUCUUGUCCAGCUGUUAAAAUAUCUCCCUGAGAGUCUUUACGUUCCUGAGAGAGACUCUUUAAGAAGAGGCAGGCUCUCAAGAAAUCCUAAACAAAGAAAUCCAACCAAAAUCCAAGAGGCGGGCCGACACUGUCCCUGCCCCUUUUCUCACAAGCUCGUCUCUCAUUGGUCAGCGCUCUGAGCUCUCCCUCGCCUAUUGGCUGUCGUAGCCGUCAGUCAGAGGUGCUGCUUGGCCCGUUCAGGGUUCCGCUGCGUCGGGAUCAGAGGACGCAAAUCAAGUGAAACAAAAUCUUCUGACAGGAGAAAAGUUGAUGCUGGAGUUUUCAAAGAUCCCAGAGGGCCACAUGAAGUCCAAGCUGAACAUGGAGAGUCUGACCAAACCAGAGCUGCUGAUGCUUUUCAGCAUUCUGGAGGGAGAGCUGGAGGCACGGGACCUGGUCAUUGAUGCCCUAAAGGCCCAGCGUAAAGAGCUGUUUAUCCAGGAGCGCUACGGCAGGUACAACCUCAGCGACCCCUUCCUGGCCCUGCAGAGAGACAGCGAGGCCGUGGGGGCCCAGAACAAGGACCCAGGCUGUUCCUCCUCAGCCUCCAACCCUCUGGUGGUUCUCAAACUGGUGGUGAGCCACUGCAGGAGGAUGCAAGAGAAGAUGCUGGCCCAACUGGCUGCAGCAGAGAGCAGGCACAGAAGGGUGAGUCUGGAUGUCAUUGCAGAUCUGGAGGAGGAGAAGAGGAGGCAUGCUGAGGACACAGCAGAGGGAGACGAUGUCACCUACAUCCUGGAGAAGGAGAGGGAGCGUUUACAACAGCAGCUGGAGUUUGAGCGCAGCCAGGUCCGGCGGUUGGAAAAAGAACAGCGGCGGAUCACUGACCAGCUAGAAGAAGAACGGGCCCAACACAAACAGCUCUCCUGCGCUCUGGCCAAAGAGUGCAAGUGGGCGAGCGCCAGAGCUCUGGAGGAGGGUCACCGGCUGACUGAGCUGAGCCGUAAACUGGACAAGGAAAAGGAGGCCUGUCAGGCCCUGAGGAAGGAGCUGGAGGAUGAGAGGAGGAGAGCCCUCAGGAUGGAGGCGAGGGUGGAGGAGCAGCUGGCUGAGUUUGACACAGAGCGAGAGCAACUCCGCUCACGUCUGAAGAAGGAGGAAGCUCACUGUUGUCAGCUACAACAGCAGGUGGAAGAGCUGAAGAGGAACCUGGAGGAGGUGAAUAUGAUGAGAAAUACAGGAAAGGAGUGGGCCACAAAAGUUCCUCCAGGAAAGACAACAGUAGACACGAUUAAGGUCGAGGACAUUGAGGAAGACAGAAACCAGCCACCUGCACAACCAAAGGUCAACGGUCACCACUGUCCAAUGGAGACCAACGGGCACCACGGUCCAAACAGCGCCCUCUCAGAGAAGACAUGCCUACAGAAUGGGAAUGAAAAUCCUCCAGUUCAUCAGACCCAGAUGUUGUUCUCCUCCUGCAGCGCUGCCGCCGCCCCUCUCCCUCCCUCCUCCCCCUGUGCCUCGCCUGUUCUUGCCAAACGCCCACCAGGCAGCCCGAGUCCUGGUAGCUACCAGUCUCCCUACCAGGCCGGGAUCAACCAGCGCUUCCACGCCGCUCGUCAUAAGUUCCAGGGUACCGCUGACCCUGAGCCUCAGUCCCAGGCCACGCAGCCUGCUCUCCCCCUCUCGCCAAAGGACGUCUCCCCUGUGACCAGCGCCGCCUCCCCCGAGUCCAGCCCGGUGAAGCAGAUGGCCCGGAGCACGGUCACUCAGGUCCUGUCCCGCUUCACCACCGUCCAGCAGAGCGCUGCACCGAAGCUCGCGGCGCCAAACAAUUCACCCUUUGGCACAGACUACCGCAGCCUGGCAGCGCCGUUGUCUCCCGUCAUCGGAAGGGCUGCAGGAGCGCUCCCGCAGGGGAUCAGAUCACCCACCAUCGCCCGGGCAGACAGGGGCAAUCCUCCACCCAUCCCCCCUAAGAAGCCCGGCCUGGCCCAGGCCCCUCCCUCCCCGGCUGCGGUGCCCAGGUCUGCCGGCCACUUCUCCGACAGCCCCCUCUCAGGCAGCUGUGGCCUCACCUCCGGCCAGGAGGGAGUCAAAGAACUGGACGUGGUGGUUUCAUCUAAUUAAGUGAUCAGGAUGAACUGGCCAGCUGCUGCUCUGCUCCGACAUCAGUUUAAUCAGAUUUUGUCUUGUACAUGACAGGAUUUCUACCUGUGAUUAUUUGAACAGAGGUCCCCUCAAACACUGUUAUGCUCUUUGUAUUUAUUAGAUUUUUUUUGUAAUAUGUGUUGAGGCACUAUUUUAGGUAGCGAUUACGGGGCUGGUACUAAUGAGCAGUUACAACUCUUUUAGUUUAAAAUGUGCCGAUACUGUAUGUUGGGCACAUCAUACUGUUACAGUACAUCAAGUCUUUUCUAAGGUGUUAUAUUUCCAAAGAAAAUAAACCAAUUAUUAACUGAGCUAUUUUUCUCCUGUGUCUCAGUAUGUAUGCAUAGACCAAAUGUGAUAAGUCAUCUUGGACCAGUGUCUGCUACACAGUCUCACUGUACAGUCACAUGUAGCUGUCAGGUUUAUAAAAUGUAUAGUUUAUUUUAUUAAUGUUUCUUAGUUAUUAAUGUAUCAUAGUUUUAUACGACAGAUCAUCUAAUCAGUGUUGUACUGCACAUUGUUCAUGUAUUUCUUUAAUGUUGCGUAACUAUGAUAGAGAUCAUAUAGGCUCAGAUUACACACAGUCACCAUUGUACAACAUGUUGUCUAAGAUUGGUGAUUCUGAUGAAUUGUCUUUGUUACCAAGAAAACAUUAGAAAACACUGCUUAUAGUCGAUUUAUAUCAUAACACACCUGCUGUGUUUGUUCUCUCUUCGUCCUUUACAGUGUUGUAUGUGCUGUGACAGAUUUAAUAAAUUAAUCCCAAAGAU